AUGAUUAGAAAAUUGCUUCCAGUUGUAGAAAUCUAUUUUCUGCUGUUUCUUCUGGCAGUGAUUGCAGACCGGCCUCCCCCAGUUAUUCGACAAGGUCCUGUGAAUCAGACUGUAGCAGUAGAUGGCACUUUAGUCCUCAGCUGUGUGGCCACAGGCAGUCCACUGCCCACAAUUCUGUGGAGAAAGGAUGGAGUCCUUGUUUCAACCCAGGAUUCUCGAAUCAAACAGGUGGAGAACGGAAUGCUGCAGAUCCGAUAUGCUAAGCUGGGCGACACUGGUCGGUACACCUGCAUUGCAUCAACCCCCAGUGGCGAAGCGACAUGGAGCGCUUACAUUGAAGUUCAAGAAUUUGGAGUUCCAGUCCAACCUCCAAGACCCACUGACCCAAAUUUAAUCCCUAGUGCCCCCUCAAAACCUGAAGUUACAGAUGUCAGCAGAAAUACUGUAACAUUGUCAUGGCAACCAAAUUUGAAUUCGGGAGCAACUCCAACGUCUUAUAUCAUAGAAGCCUUCAGCCAUGCUUCUGGUAGCAGCUGGCAGACCGUAGCAGAGAAUGUGAAAACAGAAACAUUUGCCAUUAAAGGACUCAAACCUAAUGCAAUUUACCUCUUCCUUGUGAGGGCAGCUAAUGCAUAUGGAAUUAGUGAUCCAAGCCAAAUAUCAGAUCCAGUGAAAACACAAGAUGUUCCACCAACAAGUCAGGGGGUAGACCACAAGCAGGUCCAGAGAGAACUGGGAAAUGUUGUCCUGCACCUCCACAACCCUACCAUCCUUUCUUCCUCUUCAAUUGAAGUGCACUGGACAGUGGACCAACAAUCUCAGUAUAUUCAAGGAUAUAAGAUUCUCUAUCGGCCAUCUGGAGCAAACCAUGGUGAAUCGGAGUGGUUAGUGUUUGAAGUGAGGACCCCAACCAAAAAUAGUGUGGUUAUCCCUGAUCUCAAAAAGGGAGUCAACUAUGAAAUUAAGGCUCGCCCUUUUUUUAAUGAAUUUCAAGGAGCAGAUAGUGAAAUCAAGUUUGCCAAAACCCUAGAAGAAGCCCCCAGUGCCCCACCCCAAAGUGUAACUGUAUCAAAGAAUGAUGGCAAUGGAACUGCAAUUCUUGUUAGCUGGCAGCCACCUCCAGAAGACACUCAAAAUGGAAUGGUCCAAGAAUAUAAGGUUUGGUGUCUGGGCAAUGAAACUCGAUAUCAUAUAAAUAAGACGGUAGAUGGUUCCACCUUUUCUGUGGUCAUUCCCUCUCUUGUUCCUGGGAUUCGAUACAGUGUGGAAGUGGCAGCCAGCACCGGUGCCGGGCCAGGAGUGAGGAGCGACCCUCAGUUUAUCCAGUUGGAUUCUCAUGGAAACCCAGUGUCACCCGAGGACCAAGUGAGCCUUGCUCAGCAGAUCUCAGACGUGGUGAAGCAGCCCGCGUUCAUAGCAGGGAUCGGGGCAGCCUGCUGGAUCAUCCUCAUGGUCUUCAGCAUCUGGCUGUAUCGACACCGGAAAAAGAGGAAUGGACUCACUAGUACUUACGCGGGUAUCAGAAAAGUCCCGUCUUUUACCUUCACACCAACAGUAACUUAUCAGAGAGGAGGCGAAGCCGUGAGCAGUGGAGGGAGGCCAGGACUUCUCAACAUCAGUGAGCCUGCCACACAGCCGUGGUUGGCAGACACGUGGCCAAACACUGGCAACAAUCACAAUGACUGCUCCAUCAACUGCUGCACGGCAGGCAACGGGAACAGUGACAGCAACCUGACUACCUACAGUCGCCCAGCUGAUUGUAUAGCAAAUUAUAACAACCAACUGGAUAACAAACAAACAAAUCUGAUGCUCCCUGAGUCAACUGUUUAUGGUGAUGUGGACCUUAGUAACAAAAUCAAUGAGAUGAAAACCUUCAAUAGCCCAAAUCUGAAGGAUGGGCGUUUUGUCAAUCCAUCAGGGCAGCCUACUCCUUACGCCACCACUCAGCUCAUCCAGUCAAACCUCAGCAACAACAUGAACAACGGCAGCGGGGACUCCAGCGAGAAGCACUGGAAACCACCGGGACAGCAGAAACAAGAAGUGGCACCAAUUCAGUACAACAUCAUGGAACAAAACAAACUGAACAAAGAUUAUCGAACAAAUGAUACAAUUCCUCCAACUAUCCCAUACAACCAAUCAUAUGACCAGAAUACUGGAGGAUCCUACAAUAGUUCAGACCGGGGCAGUAGUACAUCUGGGAGUCAAGGGCACAAGAAAGGGGCACGAACACCCAAGGUACCAAAACAGGGCGGCAUGAACUGGGCAGACCUGCUUCCUCCUCCCCCAGCACAUCCUCCUCCCCAUAGCAAUAGUGAAGAGUAUAGUAUUUCUGUAGAUGAAAGCUAUGACCAAGAAAUGCCAUGUCCUGUACCACCAGCAAGGAUGUAUUUGCAACAAGAUGAAUUAGAAGAGGAGGAAGAUGAACGAGGCCCUACUCCCCCUGUGCGGGGAGCAGCUUCUUCUCCAGCUGCUGUGUCCUAUAGCCAUCAGUCCACUGCCACUCUGACUCCCUCCCCACAGGAAGAGCUCCAGCCCAUGUUACAGGAUUGCCCAGAGGAGAUUGGGCACCUGCAGCACCAACCGGACAGGAGACGGCAGCCUGUGAGUCCUCCUCCACCACCACGGCCGAUUUCCCCGCCACAUACCUACGGCUACAUUUCAGGACCCCUUGUCUCAGAUAUGGAUACAGAUGCACCAGAAGAGGAAGAAGACGAAGCUGACAUGGAAGUAGCCAAGAUGCAAACCAGAAGGCUUUUGUUACGUGGGCUUGAGCAGACCCCUGCCUCAAGUGUCGGGGACCUCGAGAGUUCUGUCACGGGGUCCAUGAUCAAUGGCUGGGGCUCAGCCUCAGAGGAGGACAACAUUUCCAGUGGACGCUCCAGUGUUAGUUCUUCUGACGGCUCCUUUUUCACCGAUGCUGAUUUUGCCCAGGCAGUCGCAGCAGCAGCAGAGUAUGCUGGUCUGAAAGUGGCACGACGUCAAAUGCAGGAUGCUGCUGGCCGCCGACAUUUUCAUGCAUCUCAGUGCCCUAGGCCCACAAGUCCUGUGUCUACAGACAGCAACAUGAGUGCUGCUGUGAUGCAGAAAACCAGACCAGCCAAGAAACAAAAACACCAGCCAGGACAUCUGCGCAGAGAAGCCUACACAGAUGAUCUUCCGCCUCCUCCCGUGCCACCGCCUGCUAUAAAGUCACCCACUGUUCAAUCCAAGGCACAGCUGGAGGUACGACCUGUAAUGGUGCCAAAACUCCCUUCUGUAGAAGCAAGAACAGAUAGGUCAUCAGACAGAAAAGGAGGCAGUUACAAGGGGAGAGAAGUAUUGGAUGGAAGACAAGUUGCUGAAAUGCGAACAAAUCUAGGUGAUCCCAGAGAAGCACAGGAACAGCAAAAUGAUGGGAAAGGACGAGGAAACAAAGCAGCAAAACGAGACCUUCCACCAGCAAAGACUCAUCUCAUCCAAGAGGAUAUUCUACCUUACUGUAGACCUACUUUUCCAACAUCAAAUAAUCCCAGAGAUCCCAGUUCCUCAAGCUCAAUGUCAUCAAGAGGAUCAGGAAGCAGACAAAGAGAACAAGCAAAUGUAGGUCAAAGAAAUAUUGCAGAAAUGCAAGUACUUGGAGGAUAUGAAAGAGGAGAAGAUAAUAAUGAAGAAUUAGAGGAAACUGAAAGCUGAAGACAACCAGAGAGGCUUGUGAGAUCUAAUGUGAAAAUCAUCACUCAAGAUGCCUCAUGUCUGAUGACACAUGACGCCAGAUAAAAUGUUCAGUGCAAUCAGACUGUACAAAUUGUCGUUUUUAUUCCUCUUAUUGGGAUAUCAUUUUUAAAAUUUUAUUGGGUUUUUAUUGUUGUUGUUUGAUUUCUAACCCUACGAAGAACCUCCUUAUUCCCCUCGCUGUGGGAACAAACCAUUACACCUUACUUCCAGCAAAAAAAAAGUGUAUUGACUUCUUGCUUCAGUCAUCAGCCAGCAGGAGAGAACAAAACAGUUCUUUUGCAUUUUGACCCUGAGAUAUGGCAUUGCACUGCUUAUAUGCCAAGCUAAUUUAUAGCAAAAUAUUGAUCAGAGAUGCAAAGUUGAUUAUUCAACCUCACGCCAAGGGCUCUGAAAGUAUAAUCUUUCUAUAACAAACUGCUAAUGCAAAUUAAAACAUACUUCAUUUUAACAUGAUUUUAAAAUCAGUGUUUUAUACUACCCGUUGCUGGGAGAAACUAAAAAUAUAGCAAAUGCAGAACUACAAACAAUUCGAAUGGGGUAGAAACAUUGUAAAUAUAUACUCUUUGCAAUCCCUGGUGGUACUAUAUUUUGUCUUCAUUUCAAUCAUUUCCAUCAUUUGUUAUUGGAAAUAUACUUUUGGAUAAGUAGGGCUAAGCCAGUUGGAUCUCUGGUUGUCUAGUCAUUGUCAUAAGUAAGCCUAGCAAAACCUUGUUCUAUUUUUCAAUCAAAAAACAAUUAUAAAUACAUAUUACAAACAAAUGGAUGUUUUUAAUGACCAAUUGAGUAAAGACAUCCCUAUCUUAACUGGCCUAAAUUUCUUCUGGUAGUGUCAGUUCAACUUUCGGAAGUGCCACUUAAGGAAAUUUGAUUUUUGUUUUUGUAAUGCACUGUUUUUAACUUUUUUUUUUUUUUUUGGUUUUAAAAGCACAAUCACUAAACUUUAUUUGUAAACCAUUGUAACUAUUAACCUUUUUUGUCUUAUUGAAAAAAAAUGUUGAGAAUCGUUUUUAACCUGUUUUGUUAAUGCUCUAUGUUUGUAUUUGGAAUAUUUGAACGAUGACAGAUGGUGAAGUAAUGUGCAUACUUUAUUGUGGGCCAUGAACCAGAUGGUUCUUGCUUUUCCUGGACUUAAAGAAAAAAAGGUUUAAGUUUGUUGUGGCCAAUGUUGAAACUUACAAAAUUUCCUUAUAAGCUCAAAUGGAGGCAUUACUUGCUUUGAAUUGCCAAAUGAUGCCCUCUGACUAGAUUUUUAUGAUCCUUUUUUGUCAUCAUAGAAAUUUCUUUGACUUAAUAAUUGGUGCUAUUUAAAAAAAUGUACAUUUAUUCAUAUACAGGUAUCAGGCCUGGCCCCACUGGAAAGCAAAGCCAAACAAAACUGAACCACAAAAAAUGCUGGUGUUCACCAAAAACUAAAUGUGUUCAUUUAGAUAAUUCAGAAAAGUUCCAUAGAAAGGGUAUGCAGUACUAAGGGAAUAAUCCAUGUGAUUAAUGUUUUCAUUAUGUUCAUGUAAGAAGCCUCUUAUUUUUAGCCAUAAUUUUGCAUACUGAAAAUCCAAUAAUCAGAAAAGUAAUUUUGUCACAUUAUUUAUUAAAAAUGUUCUCAAAUACA
This is a messenger RNA of Lemur catta (Ring-tailed lemur), 5323 nucleotides long. It is a transcript of the gene ROBO1, whose product is annotated as roundabout guidance receptor 1. Gene Ontology annotation, molecular function: protein binding. The transcript has 21 exons. The record is from RefSeq and is a predicted model, not a curated record. Gene Ontology annotation, biological process: axon guidance; cell-cell adhesion. NCBI's taxonomy places the organism in Eukaryota, Metazoa, Chordata, Mammalia, Primates, Lemuridae. Gene Ontology annotation, cellular component: axon; plasma membrane. Bases 1 to 3672 code for a protein of 1223 amino acids.